This is a messenger RNA of Aphanomyces invadans, 1359 nucleotides long. RefSeq lists its product as hypothetical. NCBI's taxonomy places the organism in Eukaryota, Oomycota, Saprolegniomycetes, Saprolegniales, Verrucalvaceae. The record is from RefSeq and is a predicted model, not a curated record. The transcript has a single exon. The coding region runs from base 1 to 1359 and encodes 452 amino acids. Gene Ontology annotation, molecular function: serine-type endopeptidase activity; oligopeptidase activity. Gene Ontology annotation, biological process: proteolysis. Gene Ontology annotation, cellular component: cytosol.
AUGGGUCAAAUUGAGUUUUCUAUCGUGGACGCAACACGACAAGGUGCACUACGCAUCACCCUUCUCCGCCACUUCCAAUACGUGUAUCUCUUCAACAACGGCCCCGAGUUCUUUUUUGUCACCAACUUGGACGCUCCUCGCAAGCGCAUCAUCAAGGUGGACAAUAUCCUGAGCGACACGAUCGUGUGGACCGAAGUGAUUCCGGAAGGCGUGGACGUGUUGACGGCUGCCCAUGCCGUGCGCAAAGACCUGCUCGUGGCCGAAUACUUGAAGGACGCGAGUGACACGAUUCGUCUGUACAAGCAGUCGGGCGAGUUUGUGCGCAACAUCGCCCUCCCCAGCAUCGGGACGGUCAACGUGUCGUGCAAGCGGGACUCGCCGGAACUCUUUUUCAAGUUCAUCUCGUUCCUGUACCCUGGCACGAUCUACCGCGAAGACCUGACGGACCCGUCGACGAGCUCGCCGGCGGUGUUCCGCGAGGCCAAGGUGCCCGGCUUCAACCCCGAGGACUUUGAGGCCAAGCAAGUGUGGUACCCGUCCAAGGACGGCACGCAGAUUCCGAUGUUUUUGGUGUCCAAGAAGAACCUGGCUCGCACGGGCGACAUCCCCACGUACUUGUAUGGGUACGGUGGGUUCAACAUUUCGCUGACGCCGUCGUUUUCGGCGAGCCGCACGAUCUUCGUGCAGCACUUCAACGGUCUCCUGGCGUUGCCGUCGCUGCGAGGCGGUGGCGAGUACGGCCAGGCGUGGCACCAGGCCGGCACGUUUGGCAACAAGCAGAACGUGUUUGAUGACUUUCAAGGUGCGGCCGAGUACUUGAUCAAGGAAGGGUACACGAGCUCGUCGAAGAUUGCGAUCCACGGUGGGUCGAACGGCGGUCUGUUGGUGGCCGCGUGUGCGAACCAGCGUCCCGAUUUGUUCCGUUGCGCCGUUGGUGCCGUCGGCGUCAUGGACAUGCUCCGAUUCCACAAGUUCACUGUCGGGCAUGGCUGGGUGACGGAUUUUGGCAACCCCGACGAGCCUGAAGCAUUCGAGUACAUCUCCAAGUACUCGCCGUUGCACAACGUGCCUUCGUUCGAAGCGAAGAGCUUCGGGUUGGCCAACGAUCACGGCGGGUUCCCUGCGUACUUGUUGACGACGGGUGACCACGACGACCGUGUCGUGCCACUGCAUUCGCUCAAGUUGAUUGCGGAAGUGCAGCACAAGUUGGGCAGCCACCCGAACCAGAAGAACCCGCUCUUGAUUCGCAUCGAAACGAAAGCGGGCCACGGGGCGGGCAAACCGACGAGCAAGGUGCUCCAAGAAGCAGCCGACGUCUACGCGUACAUGGGCUGGGCGUUGGGUGCCACCUUUGUGUAA